AUGUGCAAUGUACAGGAAUGGACGUCCCGCCUGUUUCCCUCCCUGGCCGUGCACUCCGUCUCGUCCGAUCCCGCCCGGCCGGCCGUGACGUUCAGCUUCACCGUGGAGCGGCAGCACUGCAACCGGCUCAACAACAUGCACGGCGGCUGCACCGCCUCGCUCUUCGACCUGUGCACGUCCUGCGUGCUGGCCCUCAUCUCGCGCCCGGGCUAUUGGUCCUUCCUAGGCGUGAGUCGCACCCUGAACACGACCUACCUGCGCCCAGUGCCCGAGGGUUCCGCCGUGUUGAUUGAGUGCGAGAUCACCCAGGUCGGCCAGCGCCUGUGCUCCCUGCGCGGCGUCAUGCGCAGGGCGAGCGACGGCGCCGUGCUUGCCACGUGCGAGCACGGCAAGGUCAACAAUGAUCCCGAGGCCGGGGGCAAGCUGUAG
This is a messenger RNA of Thermothielavioides terrestris NRRL 8126, 429 nucleotides long. RefSeq lists its product as uncharacterized. NCBI's taxonomy places the organism in Eukaryota, Fungi, Ascomycota, Sordariomycetes, Sordariales, Chaetomiaceae. The transcript is spliced from 4 exons. The record is from RefSeq and is a predicted model, not a curated record. Gene Ontology annotation, molecular function: fatty acyl-CoA hydrolase activity. The coding region runs from base 1 to 429 and encodes 142 amino acids.